AUGCAGCGACCCAAAACCGACCAGGAGAUCCGAAAGACCUGGACCCCGUUGCAGCGGCAGUUCGAGGCAUGGUACGAAGCGAACAAAGCGCAAAUCCGUCAAUGCCACAGGCCAGGUGCCGAUUACGAUGCAUUCAACCAGCUCAUCGCCAUGAGUUUCCCAAAGGAAGAAGAUCAAAAGGCCUUCGAAGUCUGGGCCGAAGAGUGGUUGGGCCGCCACGCUGCGAGGAUGACGUACAGGAUGGAACCAGGGGAAUUCCUCACUCAAGUCAGUAGGACCAACUUCACGGACACUAACUCGACUGGCGACCUUUUGCGGACGAUCGCCUUGAACUAUAUGCCUUGGGUCCCUAUUGGAAAGUCCAAGUACGGAGGUGUCGGAACCUUUUAUGCGUUUAAACGCAACACCAAUUUUCUUAAACCUGAUCUUGUUGAGCCUGGUCCAAAUGUCGUUGGUGACUACAUUCUCACCAUGAAUCUCAAGUCCAAGACUCGUGCAGCGUCUGGUCUUGCACCUGCUUCAAGUUCAAGCAACGUGUUCAAUCCUAGCAUCAGGUCAACUUCUGUUAGCGAAGCCCCCUAUGCUCGCGCACGCGCUUCUACUGCUUCUAACCGUUCCCCCACCAAAGAGAAUCCCAACAAAGCUCCUGAUGUGGAUGAAAAUAUUGUAUUCGCUCAGAUCGGAACUCUCUACGUCUAUGGGGGGGGCUACGUUGAUCCUUCCCCAGCCACCAUCCAAACCAUCAACGAAGGUCCCUGGUGGCGAAACGGAUUUUCCGUUGUUGUUCUUCUCAACCAGAAAGGCCAGCCUGGACCAGUCUACGUUGUGUACAAUGAUGCCAGUCCAAAGGAUAUUACAGGCAAAGAUGAAACUGCUGUUGAUCCGGAGGAGAUUCCAGACACGGCAGGAGUCGCGGCUUACCAUCAGCCUGGAAAGCUUCACCCAAUGUGCAACCAGAAAUUUACGGUUGCCAAGAUUGCCGACUCUCUUGGCCGCCUUGGAAACCUUAACAACGUGUUCGUCUUUAAGGAAAUCGCCAAGGAUAAACGCAUGCUUCGUUCCACAAAGAUUGAGACUGACAAGACCACUGGGAAGAAGUUUAUCCCUCAUGCCACCCCUGCCAAGAUCGUUGCAAGUGGCAGUCCUUCUCAAGCACCUUCAGGUGCUAAGUGA
This is a messenger RNA of Fusarium mangiferae, 1173 nucleotides long. RefSeq lists its product as uncharacterized. The record is from RefSeq and is a predicted model, not a curated record. Bases 1 to 1173 code for a protein of 390 amino acids. The transcript has a single exon. NCBI's taxonomy places the organism in Eukaryota, Fungi, Ascomycota, Sordariomycetes, Hypocreales, Nectriaceae.